AGAAGAAGAAAAGUUAACAAGUUAGGCUUGGAUUGGAGGCCCUGCUUUAUCUCUCCCUCUUCCCAUUCAAUUCAACUGCAAUUCCCUCUUUCUUCCUUCUUCUCUUAAUUUUCUUCUGAAUUUUCAUGCGCUUUAAAACUAAUACAAGAAUAUUCUUCAUCUCAUCCUCAUUGUUCCCUACCCUUUCUCUUCUCAUCUUCUUUUAAAUAUAAUUCACUCCUCAAUUGUGAUUUCUUUUUCAUUUCAUUGCCUAUUUUCCAUUUAAAGUUCCAUCCUUUCCCCUGUUUUUUGGUCGGAAUCCUCUUAUUAAAAUUUUUCCAGAUAAUAUAGAAACAAGAUUUCAAAAAAAAAAAAAAAAGUUGUUGAAGUUUUUUUUUUUUAUUGGCCUAUUUGAAACAAGUUUUAAAUUUCAAAGCCUGAGUCUUUAAGAGGGCCAUUCCCCGCUCUCUUUGCUUAAAGAGACCAAAUUUUGAUUAUUUCUUGGGUUUAAAUUCAAACACCCAUUUUUAUUAUUUAGAUUAAGUUUUGGUUUUGAAUUCAUGGGAAAUUGUUGUGUGACUUCAGCAGCUGCUUCCCAUGAGAAUAACAAGAAAAAGAAUAAGAAGAAAGGAAACAAGAAGCAAAACCCAUUUGACAAUAGCAACGGAAGCCCUAAACUCAUCGUUUUAGAGGAGCCAACCGGUAGAGAAAUUGAACAAAGAUAUGAACUUGGACGUGAGCUUGGGCGUGGCGAGUUUGGGAUCACAUAUCUAUGUACGGACAAAGACACAGGCGAGAACUUUGCAUGCAAAUCGAUAUCAAAGAAGAAGCUGAGGACGGCUGUGGAUAUUGAGGACGUGAGGAGGGAAAUUAAGAUCAUGAAGCAUUUGCCAGAACAUCCAAAUAUUGUCACCUUGAAAGAUACUUUUGAGGAUGACAAUGCGGUGCAUUUGGUUAUGGAGUUGUGUGAAGGUGGUGAGUUGUUUGAUAGGAUUGUUGCAAGAGGCCAUUACACCGAGAGAGCUGCUGCUGCUGUCGCCAAGACCAUUGUUGAAGUUGUUCAGAUGUGCCACAAGCAUGGGGUGAUGCAUAGAGAUCUCAAACCUGAGAACUUUCUUUUUGAAAAUAAGAAAGAGACAGCAGCUUUGAAGGCGAUCGACUUUGGUUUGUCAGUGUUCUUUAAACCAGGUGAAAGGUUUACGGAGAUAGUUGGAAGUCCAUACUACAUGGCUCCGGAGGUGCUGAAAAGGAAUUAUGGGCCUGAAGUGGAUGUUUGGAGUGCUGGGGUGAUCCUUUACAUCUUACUUUGUGGUGUCCCACCUUUUUGGGCAGAAACUGAACAAGGAGUUGCACAAGCGAUUCUUCGCUCUGUAGUAGAGUUUAAGAGGGAUCCUUGGCCUAAGGUUUCUGCUAGUGCUAAAGACCUUGUGAAGAAGAUGCUCAAUCCUGAUCCAAAGCGGCGACUUACAGCUCAGGAAGUACUAGCUCAUCCUUGGUUGCAAAAUGCAAAGACGGCUCCAAAUGUUUCCUUGGGUGAAACUGUGAAGGCAAGGCUCAAGCAGUUCUCUGUAAUGAAUAAGCUCAAGAAAAGAGCUCUCAGGGUAAUAGCUGAGCAUCUUACGGUGGAGGAAACCGCAGACAUAAAAGAGCGAUUCCAAGAGAUGGAUACUGGCAAUAGAGGCAAGAUUAACAUUGAUGAGCUAAGGGAUGGGUUGCAUAAACUUGGCCAAAUUAUUUCUGAUGCAGAUCUUCAAGUACUAAUGGAUGCAGGGGACGUCAAUAGAGAUGGAUAUUUGGACUACGGAGAAUUUAUUGCCAUCUCCAUUCACCUGAGAAAGAUGGGUAAUGACAAUCACCUUAAAAAGGCGUUUGAGUUUUUUGAUAAAGACCAGAGUGGUUAUAUCGAGAUUGAGGAAUUAAGAGACGAGUUGGCUGAUGAGCUUGAAACCAACGGCGAAGAAGUCAUUACUGCCAUCAUGCACGAUGUGGACACAGACAAGGAUGGGAGAAUUAGUUAUGACGAGUUUGUUGCAAUGAUGAAAGCCGGUACAGAUUGGAGAAAAGCAUCAAGGCAAUACUCACGACAGCGGUUCAACAAUCUCAGUCUCAAAUUGAUGAAGGAUGGAUCAUUGCUGUCGCCUGAUAAUCCUAUGUGAUCCAACAAAACUAACUUCCCUUAAUGAGAAAAUUAGACAAAAAAAAACCAGAAGUAAUAGUGAUGAAAAAGGCUGUUGAAUUCAUCAGUAUUACCUGUGUGUGAAAAUUCCUUUUGUUCUGGGGAGAUGCAAAGAAAAUUCCUUUUAUUUACUAGGAUUGAGCCAUGCAAUGAUGCCAAGGGGUCCAUCUAUCUAAAUAUUGAAAAAAUGGGGUUCGUUCAUUUGUAUUGUAAAUUAUCUUUGUUAUUUAUAGGUAUACUUGAAGAAUGGAAGUGUGUGCUUGUAGUUUA
Gossypium raimondii (Peruvian cotton) is the source of this 2425-nucleotide messenger RNA. RefSeq names its product calcium-dependent protein kinase 32. The transcript is spliced from 8 exons. The record is from RefSeq and is a predicted model, not a curated record. Gene Ontology annotation, cellular component: cytoplasm; nucleus. Gene Ontology annotation, molecular function: calcium/calmodulin-dependent protein kinase activity; ATP binding; calmodulin binding. Gene Ontology annotation, biological process: peptidyl-serine phosphorylation; intracellular signal transduction; protein autophosphorylation. Lineage: Eukaryota; Viridiplantae; Streptophyta; Magnoliopsida; Malvales; Malvaceae. Bases 540 to 2135 code for a protein of 531 amino acids.